GUGAUGGGGACACUGUCGGAAGAAUCCCGAGUACCUCUCCCAGGGAUCACGUAGUGACUCAUCUGGCUCAUGGCAGAAAUGAGUGAUCUCCCGCUGAAUCUCUGUGGUCUUCGAGGCCGGAUAAUACCGGUGCACAAAUUUAUCGGCCAAGUCGUCCCACGAUGUUAUGGAUAGUGGGGCUGGGUCUCCAACCACCUCUUCGCAUGCCCCGCCAGAGAAUGGAAGAAAAGGUGGAGACAGAUCACAUCAUCGGGUACACCAUUCAUCUUGAAUCCAUUUGUCAGUUGCAAGAACCGAGAAAGGUGCACCCGCGCCUCCUCAUCCUUCAAGCCAUGGAACUAGAUAGAGGAUGUAAUCAGUUGAAUCCGGCAUGGGUUGAUUUCAAAGUUUCUCGCUGGAAUGUGCGGAUAAAGGAUGACAAGGCGGAUGUCGGCGACCCGUGGAGUGUAGUAAUACUCCAUGGUAGGACCCUGCGGCGGUGGUUAAUGCUGAGCCCCAUCUGCCAGGGGAACUGGGUUGUUCCCCAGGAUCUAAUUCACUGGGGGAACCUAGAGAGGCAUCCCCUGAGGCGGGUUUUGCGCACCGUCCAUCUCGUACUCCUCCUUCAUAAUCGUUGCUCAAGUGGCCGUCGAUGCGCACUUCCUCCGUAGCCAGUCUCGCUCGUUGUUGUCUCCUUAGUUGAAGACAUGUGCGUUCUAGCUCUGGAUCUAACGGUAGUAAACCUCCCGACUGGCUACAGGUCAUGCAAUACCUGCACACAACCAAGCAAGCAAACCCGUAAAGGCACAAGCGGGAAAAAGCAAACAAUCAAUGCAGAAAUGGAAAUGCUAAAGUAACAAAAAUCACGUUUCUUAAACAACCUAGCCGUCCCUGGCAACGAUGCCAAAAACUUGACACGCCUCUACCGUCACACUAGAAAGUGGCCAAGUGCAACCACCUACUAAUGCGUAGUAUAGCGGGUCCAGUUAUAAAUGUCAACCCGAGUCCUAGGUGUGGUGACUACUCCGUGAAAGUUUUGUUAUCUAGCGGUUCAAGUGCAGUGAAGAUUCAAUUAAACUAGCAAGCAAAGCAGUGAAAGUUGUGUUCAAGUUGAGAGAGGUCACCUGGAUAUGGUUCCCCCUAGACUGCAGUUAAGCCAGGUUGUAAUUUACCAAGUUCAAGUUCAAUGAUAGUUAUACUGCAGGAGGUUCUUAAACAGUCUGCAGUAUCGACUAGAGGUCUCCUGACCCUCUCAAUCUGAGUCCCCAGCGGGCGAAUAACCUCCACCGGGAUAAAUAUAUUGAGGCCCUAACGAACCAAACCUCCUCUACCAGAGUAAAUCCGGUACAAAAUAGUGAAUUUACUGCUCGACUAAAGUCGUCAUCUCACUAUCUUCAAUCAAGGGUGCUCUAUCAACCUAGGCAGAUAUUCUCUUUCUAGGUCAAAGCAGAAAUAACAGGAAUUUGAUUACUAUUCAUGCCAUUCAAGAAAUCAAACCUCAAUUUAAUAUAAUCAUAUCACUGAAUUCAUACUUGGGUUCAUACAAUCAGACCUAACAUUCAAAUCUAGAGUUCUUCAUACCCAGGUGAAUGAGAAAGUUACUCCAUAGAGAGAGACGAGAAAUCUAGCUCAGACGCGGAAACCGUACUGUGAAAGAUGGGAUUCUGCUUCUAGCAAUAAAUCAGUAGUUCUUCAACCUCAAGCCAGUCUCCAAUGGUGAUGAAGAUCGAUCUAGGGCACUUGGAGAAUCAGGUUUGUCACUUUCUCUCUCUAGGUAUCAGCUUUUUCUCUCUAAAACUCGGAACUCUUGCAAAAUUGGCCUUCUAUCCCUUAAGAACCAGCUGUUCGCGAUCCCCGGUCGUAAUCCCCGGUCGGGUAUUUCAGGGGACCGGCCGGGGAUUUUGAACCCAGCGCAGCGGUACAGGGUUAAUACCCGAUCGAGGUCCAGAAUACCCGAUCGAGUAUUUUUUUUCUCUCUGGCCGGGACCCCUCUUGCUUCUUGGCGUCCAAAAUCAGCUUCCCCCGGCCUCCCAUUGCAUUUUACCCGGCCAAGUAUUUUCACUCCUGCCCGGGUAUUUUGCUCUACCAACGCCCUUCUACUCAAACGUCCUCCAUUUGACCCUAAACUCGUUUCCUCGCCUUCACGUCAACGCCAAGUCCUGAAAUAUGACAUAAACACACAACCUAGCGUGAAAUCGACUUAAAACACUAGAAUCGACUCUCAAACGGCUCGAGAAUGGAGGUAUAAACAUGUGUAUUAUUGGUCUAUCACAACCCUUAGUCAAUAGAUCUAGAGAGUCAGGUUGGUGGUUUGAAUCGAAUUCCCUCGACCUAGAGACCGAGAGAGUGGCGUUUGGCUACUUGUUGCACUUCCUUACAGUUUACAACCACCUUACCACACGUGACCAUUUGAUCCGACAAAUCAUAAUUGUUAGCUAGGGGAGCAACACCCUGGUGAAACCUUCUCAAUUAGUGUCAAAUCCAAUUAGAGAAGCCUUCUCCAAAAAUCAACCGCUAGAUAAUGUUUCAAACAAUAGAAGUAGGGGUACAUGAACUGGCCCGGGUCGACAUUUAAACAUACUUACCCUACAUUGCACCCAAUUAAGGUUUAUACUUGGGCCUUCAUUGGGAGUUUUAUUGUGGUAUUCGGGACGAGUCAGCUAUAGAUCACGGAUUCAUCCUGAGGUUAUUCUUCGAUGAUGAUUAAAUCCAUUAAGCACCGAUUUGGGCGGAUUUUUUUCGGUUCCAUUUUCGGCGGACUCCAUAGAAGUGCAAUCACAGAUUUCGGACGAUUUUCCAGAAAUACAAUUUUCUUUCUAUUUUGAAGGCUACAAAUCAUAGAUUCACUGUGAGGCUAUUCUCCACCAAUAAUGCAAAAUAGUGGCAAGUUCAAUCUAUCAACCCGGGGUGUAGGUCUACUGCCUACUCCGUGACUACCUGUUAUCUAGCGGGACUAAGUGUAGUGAGAGUGAUUGUAAACAAAAGUAGUAAGUACGCAGGAAAUUGUUCGAAGUUCUUAAGCAAGGGAAGAGUCACUCGGGAAUGAGUCCCCCUAGCUCCUUAGUUAGGUCAAAGUUGUAAUUUCCUUUUGAUUGAUCUACUAUUGAUUAAACUGCGGAAGAUCCGCAGUAUCUUGGAAUCUCUUAAGCUGACCAUGCCCUCUCAGACAGACUACCCGGGAGAUGACUAGUCUUCACCGAGAUAGAACACUGAGGCGAUUAACAGAGAACUCCACUACUGGAAUUGGAUUCUAGUACAAAGCAGUGAAUCGACUAACUCUCUUAUAAACAAUUCACUACUGCCGAUUGAAGAACUCCCUAAAUGCCAUUUUCUUUCAAUUUUGUAGGUUACAAAUCACAUAGUCAACCCAAGACUAUUCUCCACAGAAAAUGAAGUCUAUUAAUCGUAUUCUCCAUCGAUGAUUAAGUCCAUUAGGCAGCAAAUUGGGCGAAUUCAUUUUUGGAUGGCAUUUUUGUAAUUUUUUGGGCGAUUUUUUCUAAAGGCCUUUUUCUUGUAUUUUGAAGGCUACAACAUAUCACGGAUUCAGGGCUCAGGCUAUUAUUCAAGGAUGAUUAAGUCCAUCAAGCACCGAUUUGGGCGGAUUUCUUCCAGGUCCAUUUUUGGCAAACUCCAAAGGGGUACCAUCACAAAUUUCGGGCGAUUUUCCAGAAAUGACAUUUGCUUUCUAUUUUGAAGGUUAUAGAUCACGUAUUCAGCCCGAGGCUAUUCUUCACCAAUAAUGAAGUCUAUUGAUUCUAUAUUCCAUAGAUGAUUAAGUCCAUUAAGCAGCGAUUGGGGCGAACUAUUUUUUGAAUAACAUUUUCGUAAUUUUUUGUGCUUUUUUUCUAAAGGCCAUUUUCAUUAGAUGUUGAAGGCUAUAGAUCAUGGAUUCGGGUUGAGGCUAUUCUUCAACGAUGAUUAAGUCUGCGAUAACACCAAAAUCGGUGUUAUUUAUCCUCUAACUUAGGGUAUGUUUUGCGCCAAUUCAUGUGCUUAAGCGUUUAAACAUUGUCAAAUACAUCUCUAUUUCGUUCCGAUUUGAUUUUGAUGUGAUUAUAGGGUGUAUUUGUCAAUAUGUGCAAUUUAGGUACAAAACAAGGUCACAAGUGUAGAAAAGGGCAAUAAUCAAAGAUUGUGGCCUAGAAGCCAAAGAGCACGACUAGGAUCUUCAGUCGUGAGAUUCGUCGAAGAUUGCGGUCCAGAAGCCAAAGAUCGCGACCGCGAUCUUGGAGGCCUAGGCUGUGAACUUCGCAAGAAAGGAUCCAUGGAGGAGCAGAGACUUUCUCUAGUCGAAUCAAGGUCAAUUUUCAAAAUGCCCGUGAGGAAGAUCACGGUCGCGACUUAAGGAUCGCGACCGCGAAGUCAGGCCGGGAUCUCCCCCGUGCUUAAGGCCUCGAAAAAACGUUUUGAGAUCACGACCUAGUGACCAAAUAUCACGGCCGCGAUCUCCCUGCCUCGGGCCGGGAACUUCCCCGAAGCCACAUUGCCUAUAAAUAGAAGACUCAUUCCCCCUUUUUCAAGUGAGCUGAUUUUGGGUGAAAUUUCUGGUUCUAGAGAGAGAGAAGAGAGAGAAGCUGAAGGGAGAUGGAGGAGCAAGGAGGCAUCUUCUACCUCAAGUCUGGCUCUAUUUCUACCAUGUAUCUUCUUCCAUCCUUUGAGUAGUCAUCUAAGGUACUAGGGGUUUGAAACCCCAAACGCUAGUUUUAGGGUUUAUUAUGUAUGUAUGGAUAUUUUAGGGUUUGAAUGAAUGAAUUAGUAUAUUUUUAAUGUCAGUCUUUCCUAAAUGAUGACUCUUGGGCAAUAGGCCUUAAUCUUCUCUCUUAGCCUACUUUAUGCUACUACACUGGGUACGGAGUUCUAGAGUUAGACGGGUAUGUGCCAUCUGGCGAGUUUAGGUUAGAUGAGUGAAUGGGGGCCUAUAAUGGUCGAGGCGACCGAACUCCUGCUAUAGGUAGCCCUCCUAGAUGAAACCUCAAAUGAAAUCUUGGUGUAGAUGGUGGAUAGUGUCCAUUGAAAUGAGUCAUAAGCUUAAAGCUCUAGAUACGACAGCCUAGAUCGAGGUGACUGAAACAUGGGUUUAGGGGAGGCGUAUGGAUAAUGACGAAGCCCAACAGAAAAGAGCUCACUCACCACAUUCGAUAACCCUAAGUAUCUAUACAUGCAUAGUAUCCCUAAGCUAGGGGGAGGAUUAGUUCCCCGAAAUACCUGCAUUUAGCUUUGAUCAACCUCUAUACUAGUGUUUCCUCAUAUCCUCCACUCAAUACCUCAAAAACCGAUUACCUAAUUUACAACAAGGUGGGAAGUAGGCUAGGGUACCAGGACCCGAGCAGAAUAUGACAUUGAUUACCACUAUACGACAAUGUCGUCGUAGGUUAAACUUGGCUUAUGAUGGGAUAGUUGUUGAUAGUGCAAACCACUGUCAAUAUGAUGCACAGAUUCAAGUGAUCAGUCCAUUAAGCACAGAUUUGGCCAGAUUUCUUCCGGUUCCAUUUUUGGCAGUCUCCAAAGGGUUACCAUCAAAGAUUUCGGGCGAUUUUCCUGAAAUGCCAUUUUCUUUUGAUUUUGAAGACUACAGAUCACGGAUUCAGACCCAGGCUAUUCUCCACCGAUAAUGAACUCUAUUGAUCCUAUUCUCUACCAAUGAUUAACUCCAUUAGACACCGAUUUGAGAGAAUUAAUUUUCGAUUGGCAAUUUCGUAAUUUUUUGACAAUUUUUUUCGAAAGACCAUUUUCCUUGGAUUAUGAAGGCUACAAGUCACGAACUUGACCUGAGGCUAUUCUUCAACUAUGAUGAAGACCAUUAAGCACUGAUUUGGGCGAAUUUCUUCCGGUUCCAUUUUUUACGGACUCCAAAGGGGUACCAUCACAGAUUUCGGUCAAUUUUCCCGAAAUUCCAUUUUUUCUUUUGAUUUUAAAGGUUACAAGUCACUGAUACAGCUUGAGGCUAUUCUUCACUGAUAAUGAAAUCUAUUGAUCUCUAUUCUCCACCAAUGAUUAAGUCCAUUAGGCACAAAUUUGAACGAAUUCAUUUUCGGAUGACAUUUUCUUAAUUUUUUGGGCGAUUGUUUUUAAAGGCCAUUUUCUUUGGAUUUUGAAGGCUACAGAUCACGAAUUCGUCUUGGGGCUAUUCUUCAACGAUUAUUAAGCCCAUUAAGCACCGAUUUUGUCGGAUUUCUUCCGGUUCCAUUUUUUGUUGACUCCAAAGGAGUACAAUCACAGAUUUUGGGCAAUUUUCUCGAAAUGCCAUUUUCUUUAGAUUUUGAAGGCUAUUGAUAACGGAUUCAGCCUGAGGCUAUUCUUCAACGAUGAUUAAGUCUAUUGAUCCUAUUAUCCAUUGAUGAUUAAGCCAAUUAGGCAGCUAUUUGGGCGAAUUCAUUUUCUGAUGACAUUUUUUUUGGUGUCUGAAUGACUGCGGGCCGGGGGAGACCCAGCCACACAGCCCUCUGAUGACAUUUUCACAAUCUUUUUGGCGAUUUUUUUUCGAAAGGCCAUUUUCAUUGGAUUUUGAAGGCUACAGAUCACGGAUUAGGCCUGAGGCUAUUCUUCAACGAUGAUUAAGUCCAUGAAGCACCAAUUUGCGCGGAUUUCUUCUGGGUCCAUUUUUGGCAAACUCCAAAGUGGUACCAUCACAGAUUUCAGGAGAUUUUCCUGAAAUGUCAUUUCUUUCUAUUUUGAAGAUUCUAGAUCACAGAUUCCGCCUGAGGCUAUUCUCCACAGAUAAUGAAGUCUAUUGAUCCUA
Molecule: messenger RNA, 6718 nt
Organism: Linum trigynum
Lineage: Eukaryota; Viridiplantae; Streptophyta; Magnoliopsida; Malpighiales; Linaceae
Source: the annotation of a GenBank genome assembly